Messenger RNA from Hirsutella rhossiliensis, 2331 nucleotides. Its product is annotated as IBR domain, a half RING-finger domain-containing protein. The record is from RefSeq and is a predicted model, not a curated record. The transcript has 5 exons. Gene Ontology annotation, molecular function: ubiquitin conjugating enzyme binding; ubiquitin protein ligase activity; zinc ion binding. Gene Ontology annotation, cellular component: ubiquitin ligase complex; cytoplasm. Bases 1 to 2331 code for a protein of 776 amino acids. NCBI's taxonomy places the organism in Eukaryota, Fungi, Ascomycota, Sordariomycetes, Hypocreales, Ophiocordycipitaceae. Gene Ontology annotation, biological process: ubiquitin-dependent protein catabolic process; positive regulation of proteasomal ubiquitin-dependent protein catabolic process; protein polyubiquitination.
AUGAGGCUGGAAGCAUAUCGAGACGCCGACGAUGGCCAUGGCCGCUCGAGGCGACGCAGACGCUAUCAGAGAAGCACCCUCGAUUGGAAGUCCCAGGCCGAACAACCUCGUGAUUCGCUGCCUCACCCUCGGAACGACCGACUACAUAGCUCUGGCCGCAGAGCAUCGCGGCGCUCCGAGAGCACCUCGUCGAGGACCUUGGAUGCGGCCGACUCGACGAUGCCGCCGCCACCGCAUCUGGCCCGGUCGUCGACCGACGCCUACAGGAGGCCGAGGCAUUGGAUGGCCUACGGCGAUGGAGGAGAUUCCGUCGGCGGUCGGCGGCGCCCGAGGCGAGAUGCCUCCCCCACUUACCAUCAUCGUGCACCCCCGCUGCCCGAGUACUCGGGCUACUCAUCGGCCAGUGGGCGCGCUUACGGCGGCGGCGGCGACGACGGCGACGACUUCAUAGAGGUGGUCGAGGUGGCCGACGAUGACGACGACGACGACGACGGCUCGUCAAGGCACCGAGGGGACCGGCAAUCGAGUCGCGACGAGUACAUGCUGUCAUCGGCCGACAGAGGGUACCACAGGCAGCGCACGAGACAGCACCACGCCGACCCAGGAGAGACGGUGGUGCGACGCCGCCACUCGUUUAGCAACUCUCCGGCGCGAGCAUCGUCCAAGACGGCGGACCGGAGCGCAUCCUCUCGCCAGGGCCGCCGCUUGCAGCUGAAUGACGUGAUUGAAGACUCGAGACCCCCCGUGUCCUCCAAGAGAUCCACGGUUAGGAGGAGAAACCGGUCGGCCGACGUGAUCCAUCACGAGGACAGGCCUCGAGAGCCGAGCAGGGUGAGAUCAAGUCGCAGCAGGGCCGGUUCCGUGUCCGGCGGCCCAUCGGGCAUUUUGGGCAGCAUAUUCGGCACUCCGUCGCCGCGGCGUGCACCUCCGGAGGAACGCGCCAAGGAGCCCAAGGCAGCAAAACGCGUCGCGUGCGUCAUCUGCAUGGGAGACGUGUCGCUCUCCAAGGUAGCCAGGCUCAAGUGCGGCCACUCCAUGUGCCGCUCAUGUUUAGAGCGCAUCUUCAAGCUGUCCAUCACAGACCCGCAGCACAUGCCGCCGCGGUGCUGCACGCAGGAUCACAUUCCAGUGAAACAUGUGGAGCGUCUGUUUGACGACAGCUUCAAGUCGACAUGGAACCGCAAGUUUGCCGAGUUUUCGACCAAGAACCGCCUGUACUGCCCGUCGCGGAAGUGCGGCGAGUGGAUCAAGCCGGCCAACAUCUUCAAGGAAAAGGGCCGAAAGGUGGCGCUCUGCGGCCGCUGCAAGACAAAGGUCUGUGGUCACUGCAACGCCAAGUGGCACGGCGCCGAGGACUGCCCCCAGGACGAGGAGACGGCGAGACUGCUGGCCCAGGCACAAGAAGAGGGCUGGAAACGAUGCUAUCGCUGCAAGGCCGUUGUCGAACUCAAGGAGGGCUGCAACCAUAUGACGUGCCGGUGCGGUGGCGAGUUCUGUAUGAUAUGUGGCGUAAAGUGGAAGGGCUGUGACUGCCCGUGGUUCAACGACGGCGGCUUCCUGGGAGACAUGCUCGAUCACGCGGACAUUGAGCUGCGGAACCAUCAUCCGGUAACCAUGACGGCACCGGCGCGACCGCGGCGGAGGAGCUAUCACGAGGAAAUGCCCAUGCGCCGGCGGCAAGGACAGUGGGACACGGACACGGUGCGGCAUCUGCAGUAUCCCAGCGACUUUCACAAUGAGCGCGACGUCAUGGGGGGCGUUGGCGAUGUUCACGGGAUCGGCAACGCCGCAGGGCACUUCAUGAAUGACGACUACAGAGGCAGCGGCCGCUAUCGGGUGCCGGCCCGGGUGGUGACGCUGGACCGGAGCGCAGACUACGUUGACGAUGAGCGCCGGACCCGAAACAAGCGAGCGGGCUCGAUGGAGCGGCGGCUGGCCGACCGCUUUUCAGAGACGCGGCCGGGGAUGGGGAUACGGGCGAGAAUGGGGCCGAUGGCGCUGCCCAUGCCACAUGGACCAGACACGGGCCCGCCAGCAGCGCCGCAGAGACGCACGCUGCGGCAGCACAGCCUAGAGGAGGAGCUGUACAACAGGCAGCCGCGCACGGUACGGUCGGGGCGGGUGGUUGAGGCUCGCCUGUCGCGCACAUAUGAGGACGAGAGCGAGAUUCACGCUCCCGGAAGCCGUCGGCGCGGGUUCGAGAAGCCGCCCACGUCGUCGGACAUGGCGGGUCUCAACGGGCGCGGGCAGGGCAUGAACCGCGUCUCGCAAUGGCGCAGCUUUGUCGAGCCCGGCAUUCCAGAUGGGGAGUCGACUGUUGGCCAUGCGUAA